CGCCAGACCCACCUCCGGGGGGCGGGCGAGGGGGGGCCGCAGACGCUACCCUGCGCAGAUCCCUAGUCGGGAGUGGCCGGCGCCCGCCUCGGCGUGGCGUGCUCGUUCCGCUGGGCCUGGCCGGGUGGUGACUUUCACGCAGGUCAUGCUGUUGUGUCCUGAUCCAGCCGGCCCUGCCAGGUGACCAUGCCUGCCCUGGGCCCAGCUCUUCUCCAGGCACUCUGGGCCGGGUGGGUCCUCACCCUCCAGCCCCCUCCACCGGCGGCUUUCACUCCCAAUGGUACAUAUCUGCAGCAUUUGGCUCAGGAUCCCACCUCAGGCACCCUCUACCUAGGGGCCACCAACUUCCUGUUCCAGCUGAGCCCUGAACUGCAGCUGGAGGCCACUGUGUCCACUGGCCCUGUGCUAGACAGCAGGGACUGUCUGCCACCCGUGAUGCCUGAUGAGUGCCCCCAGGCCCAGCCCACCAACAACCUGAACCAGCUGCUCCUGGUGAGCCCGGGGGCCCUGGUGGUGUGCGGCAGUGUGCACCAGGGCAUCUGUGAACAGCGGCGCCUGGGGCAACUUGGACAGCUGCUGCUGCGGCCAGAGCGGCCUGGGGACACCCAGUAUGUGGCCGCAAAUGACCCUGCUGUCAGCACGGUGGGACUGGUGGCCGAGGGCUUGGCUGGGGAGCCCCUCUUGUUUGUGGGGCGUGGCUACACCAGCAGGGGUGUAGGGGGUGGCAUCCCUCCCAUCACGACCCGGGCCUUAUGGCCACUGGACCCCCAGGCCGCCUUCUCUUACGAGGAGACAGCCAAGCUGGCUGUGGGCCGCCUCUCCGAGUACAGCCACCACUUCGUGAGCGCCUUUGCACAUGGAGCCAGCGCCUACUUCCUGUUCCUUCGGCGGGACCUGCAGGCUCAGUCUCGAGCCUUCCGUGCCUAUGUGUCCCGUGUGUGCCUCCGGGACCAGCACUACUACUCCUAUGUGGAGUUGCCUCUGGCCUGUCAGGGGGGCCGCUACGGGCUGAUCCAGGCUGCAGCGGUGGCCACAUCCUCGGAGGUAGCCCGGGGGGAAGUGCUCUUUGCAGCCUUCUCCUCGGCUGCUCCCCCUACUGUGGGCCGGCCUCCAUCAGCAGCUUCCGGGCCAUCUGGAGCCUCUGCCCUCUGUGCCUUCCCCCUGGAUGAGGUGGACCGCCUUGCUAAUCGCACUCGAGAUGCCUGCUACACUCGGGAGGGCCGUGCUGAGGAUGGGGCCGAGGUGGCCUACAUCGAGUAUGAUGUCAAUUCUGACUGUGCACAGCUGCCUGUGGACACUCUGGAUGCUUAUCCCUGUGGUUCAGACCACACGCCCAGCCCCAUGGCCAGCCGUGUCCCCCUGGAAGCCACCCCAGUUCUGGAGUGGCCAGGGGUUCAACUAACAGCCGUGGCGGUCACCAUGGAAGAUGGACACACCAUUGCUUUCUUGGGUGACAGUCAGGGGCAGCUGCAUAGGGUCUACUUGGGCCUGGGGAGUGAUGGCCACCCAUACUCCACACAGAGCAUCCAGCAGGGGUCUGCAGUGAGCAGAGACCUCAUCUUUGAUGGGGCCUUUGAGCACCUGUAUGUCAUGACCCAGAACACACUUCUCAAGGUUCCCGUGGCCUCCUGUGCUCAGCACCUGGACUGUGCGUCUUGUCUGGCUCACAGGGACCCAUACUGUGGGUGGUGUGUGCUCCUCGGCAGGUGCAGUCGCCAUUCUGAAUGCUCACGGGGCCAGGGCCCAGAGCGGUGGCUGUGGAGCUUCCAGCCUGAGCUAGACUGUCUGCGAGUGGCAGCUUUGAGUCCUGCUAACAUCAGCCGUGAGGAAAGGAGGGAGGUUUUCUUGUCGGUACCUGACCUGCCACCCCUGUGGCCCGGGGAGUCUUAUUCUUGCCGCUUUGGGGAAUACCAGAGUCCUGCCCUGCUGACCAGUUCUGGUGUGAUGUGCCCUUCCCCAGACCCUAGUGAAGCCCCAGAGCUGCCGAGAGGAGCCGACCAUGUCUCUAUGAGUGUGGAGCUCAGGUUCGGCGACGUGGUGAUUGCUAAGGCUUCCCUUUCCUUCUAUGACUGUUUGGCUGUCACUGCACUCUACCCGUCUGCACAGUGCCAGGCCUGUGUGAGCAGCCACUGGGGGUGUAACUGGUGCGUCUGGCAGCACCUGUGCACACACAAGGCUUCGUGUGACGCCGGGCCCAUGGUGGUCAGCCGACAGAGCCCGCUUCUCUCCCCAGCCCCUCCUGCAAGAGAUGCACCCACCCCCUUCCCACCCACAACCCCCAAGGCCAUGGUCAGCCCUGCUCCUGAUACCCUUCCCGUGGACACUCCUGCCACAGGCGCAGCCUCGGAGGUCCCCCCUGGGGCCCAGCCCUCCCUGCUCAGCCCCUGGGGGCCGUGGGCGGGUGCUGGCUCCAUGCCUGCCUCAGCCUCCACAGAGUCACCUCUCCACGAGGACCCUCCUGAUCCCAGGCCCCACAACAGACCUGGAGCCACUGUCCCUGCCCCCACGGCCUUCGGACCCAUGGCCACGCCUGAGGACCUCUUGGCCUCCCACCCAUCGCCCACAGAUGCAGCAGCGCUGCCCCCGCCUGCAGAGGCUAGCCCCGAGGCCCUCCCCUCUGCGGUACCCCAGGACCAGCCCCCCGGCACUGCUCCCGCCACCACUUUCCCAGGGGCCGCUGGCUCCACGAAGCCUGCUCUGGACUGGCUCAUGAGAGAAGGCGGCGAGCUGCCCGAGGCGGACGAGUGGACGGGGGGUGACACACCCGCCUUCUCCACUUCCACCCUCCUCUCAGGUGAUGGAGACUCGGCUGAGCACGAGGGUCCUCCCGCUCCCCUCAUCCUCCUGUCCAGCCUCGACUACCAGUACGACACCCCCGGGCUCUGGGAGCUGGAAGAGGUGACUGGGGGGGCAGGCUCCUGCCCUUGUGUGGAGAGCGUGCAGGGCUCCGUGCUGAUACCAGUCCACGUGCAGCGAGAAGUGCGGCUCUUGGGCAGGAACCUGCGCCUCUUCCAGGACAGCCCAGGAGACCACGAGUGUGUGAUGGAGCUGGAGGGCCGUGAGGUGGUGGUUGAGGCCCGGAUCGAGUGUGAGCUGCCUCCAGAUACCCGGUGCCACGUCACAUGCCAGCAGCACGAGUUCAGCUAUGAGGCUCUGCAGCCAGAGCUCCAUGUGGGGCUGUUUUUGCGUCGGGCCGGCCGCCUGCGUGUGGACAGUGUGGAUGGACUGCACGUGGUGCUCUAUGACUGUUCCGUGGGACAUGAGGACUGUAGCCGCUGCCAAACUGCCAGGCCCCAGUAUGGUUGUGUGUGGUGCAAGGGGGAGCGCCCACAGUGCGUGGCCCAGGAGGCCUGUGGCGAGGCUGAGGCUGUGGUCACCCAGUGCCCGGCACCCCUCAUCCACUCGGUGGAGCCACUGACUGGGCCUAUAGAUGGAGGCACCCGUGUUACCAUCAGGGGCUCCAACCUUGGCCAACAUGUGCAGGAUGUGCAGGACACGGUCAGGGUGGCUGGAGUGCCCUGUGCUGUGGAUGUUCAGGAGUACAAGGUGUCCAGCAGCCUUGUAUGUAUCACUGAGGCCAGUGAGGAGGAGGUGGCAGGUGUGGUGACGGUGGAGGUGCCAGGAAGAGGACGAGGCGUCUCAGAGCACGACUUUGCCUACCAGGACCCGAAGGUGCAUUCCAUCUUCCCAGCCCGAGGCCCCAGAGCCGGGGGCACCAGCCUAACCAUACACGGCUCCAAGCUCCUGACUGGGCGGCUAGAGGACAUCCGAGUGGUAGUUGGAGACCAGCCUUGUCACAUGCUGCUGGAGCAGCAGGUGGAGCAGCUUCGGUGUGAGACCAGCCCACAACCCGCGCCUGCAACACUCCCCGUGACUGUGUGGUUUGGGGCCACCAAGCGGAGGCUUCAACACAGCCAGUUUGAGUACACAUCAGACCCCAAUGUCACCUCUGCUGGCCCCACCAAGAGCUUCCUCAGUGGAGGACGUGAGAUUUGGGUCCGUGGCCAGAAUUUGGAUGUGGUACAGACACCAAGAAUCCGAGUGACUGUGGCCCCCAGACUACCGCAGCCGGGCCAGGGGCUUGGGCGGAGGCACCGUGUGAUCCCGGAGACAGCGUGCUCCCCCGGAGCCUCCUGUGGCGGCCUUCACUUCGAGGAGCCAUGCCAUGUGAACUCCUCCCAGCUUAUCACAUGCCGCACACCGGCCCUCCCAGGCCUGCCCGAGGACCCCUGGGUCCGUGUGGAAUUUAUCCUUGACAACCUGGUCUUUGACUUUGCAACACUGAACCCCACACCCUUCUCCUACGAGGCCGACCCCAUUCUGCAGCCUCUCAACCCUGAGGAACCCAGCACACCAUUCCGGCACAAGCCUGGGAGUGUGCUCUCUGUGGAGGGGGAGAAUCUGGACCUGGCAAUGUCUAAGGAGGAGGUGGUGGCCAUGAUAGGGGAUGGGCCCUGCGUAGUGAAGACGUUGACCCGGCACCACUUGUACUGUGAGCCCCCCUUGGAACAGCCCCUGCCCCGGCACCAUGCCCUCCGGGAGGCACCUGAUGCUUUGCCUGAGUUCACGGUGCAGAUGGGGAACCUCCGCUUCUCCCUGGGCUAUGUGCAGUAUGAUGGCGAGAGCCCCGUGGCCUUUCCCAUGGCAGCCCAGGUGGGCUUGGGGGUGGGCACCUCUCUUCUGGCUCUGGGUGUCAUCAUCAUUGUCCUCAUAUACAGGAGGAAGAGCAAGCAGGCCCUGAGGGACUAUAAGAAGGUGCAGAUCCAGCUGGAGAAUCUGGAGAGCAGCGUGCGGGACCGCUGCAAGAAGGAGUUCACAGACCUUAUGACCGAGAUGACUGAUCUUACCAGUGACCUUCUGGGCAGCGGCAUCCCAUUCCUUGACUACAAGGUGUAUGCUGAGAGGGUCUUCUUCCCUGGGCAUCAAGAGUCGCCCUUGCACCGGGACCUGGGUGUGCCUGAGAGCAGGCGACCCACUGUGGAACAAGGGCUGGGGCAGCUCUCCAACCUGCUCAACAGCAAGCUCUUCCUCACCAAGUUCAUCCACACCCUGGAAAGCCAGCGCACCUUCUCGGCUCGGGACCGAGCCUAUGUGGCAUCUCUGCUUACGGUGGCGCUGCAUGGGAAGCUUGAGUACUUCACCGACAUCCUGCGCACCCUGCUCAGUGACCUGGUGGCCCAGUAUGUGGCCAAGAACCCCAAGCUAAUGCUGCGCAGGACAGAGACUGUGGUGGAGAAGCUGCUCACCAACUGGAUGUCCAUCUGCCUCUACACUUUCGUGAGGGACUCAGUAGGGGAACCUCUGUACAUGCUUUUCCGUGGAAUUAAGCAUCAAGUGGACAAGGGGCCGGUGGACAGCGUGACUGGAAAAGCCAAAUAUACCCUGAAUGACAACCGCUUGCUCCGAGAGGAUGUGGAGUACCGUCCCCUGACCUUGAACGUGAUGUUGGCCAUGGGCCCUGGAGCAGGAGAAGCCCAGGGUGUGCCUGUGAAGGUUCUGGACUGUGACACUAUCUCUCAGGCCAAGGAGAAGAUGCUGGACCAGCUUUAUAAAGGAGUACCUCUUGCCCAGAGGCCAGACCCUCGCACCCUAGAUGUUGAAUGGAGAUCUGGGGUGGCCGGGCAUCUCAUUCUUUCAGAUGAGGACGUGACUUCUGAGGUCCAGGGUCUGUGGAGGCGCUUGAACACCCUGCAGCAUUACAAGGUCCCAGACGGAGCAACUGUGGCCCUCGUCCCCUGCCUCACCAAGCAUGCUCUCCGGGAAAGCCAGGAUUAUGUCCCUGGAGAGAGGACCCCAAUGCUGGAGGAUGUGGACGAGGGGGGCAUCCGGCCCUGGCACCUUGUGAAGCCAAGCGAUGAGCCGGAGCCUCCCAGGCCUCGGAGAGGCAGCCUUCGGGGCGGGGAGCGGGAGCGAGCCAAGGCCAUCCCUGAGAUCUACCUGACUCGCCUGCUGUCUAUGAAGGGAACCCUGCAGAAGUUUGUGGAUGACCUGUUCCAGGUGAUUCUCAGCACCAGCCGCCCUGUGCCACUCGCUAUCAAGUACUUUUUCGACCUGCUGGAUGAGCAGGCCCAGCAGCACGGCAUCUCUGACCAGGACACCGUCCAUAUCUGGAAAACCAACAGCUUGCCCCUGAGGUUUUGGAUCAAUAUAAUCAAAAAUCCGCAGUUUGUGUUCGACGUGCAGACAUCUGAUAACAUGGAUGCAGUGCUCCUGGUCAUUGCACAGACCUUCAUGGAUGCCUGCACCCUGGCUGACCACAAGCUGGGCCGGGACUCCCCCAUCAACAAACUUCUGUAUGCUCGGGAUAUUCCCCGUUACAAACGGAUGGUGGAAAGGUAUUAUGCAGACAUCCGACAGACCAUCCCCGCCAGUGAUCAAGAGAUGAACUCCAUCCUGGCCGAGCUGUCCAGGAACUACUCUGGAGACCUGGGGACGAGAGUGGCCUUGCAUGAGCUCUACAAGUAUAUCAACAAAUACUAUGACCAGAUCAUCACUGCCCUGGAGGAGGAUGGCACUGCCCAGAAGAUGCAGCUGGGCUAUCGGCUCCAGCAGAUCGCAGCAGCUGUGGAAAACAAAGUCACGGAUCUCUAGGGACUCAGAGAGCCCUCGCCUGCUGUUGCCUCAGCCCUGCCUGGGCAGCCCCGGAACUGUGAGGGAGAGACCACCUUCUUAGAUGCCUGUAGUGCCUGACCAGCAGAGUUAGUGGAUGGUGGCUCCCAGUCUCCUGGUGGCUCUGGCCUGGGCCUUGCUGGACUCACCUUGCAGGCCUGGGGCCUUAAGGCUAAUGGGUUGGUUGCCCAGCCUGCUCCCUGGGCCCAGUGACCCUGUCUGUGGGCUAUUCUCUGUGUGACAUCAGUCUGCAGGGAGCUGGGGACUGCGGGCUUGCAGAAAGAGGCUGGAAAGGGCCUCCAGCCCUGGGGAGACUGUGCUGUUCCUGAACACGGGCCUCUAUCCCAGUGGGAUGCAGACAGGAAGGAGGAGAGCCCCCAUUUCCUGUCCUGCCCUCCUUCUCAUCAUCCCUGACCUCAGCCGCUCUGGCCUUGCUGCUGUCAUGUUCUUAGGUCUGAGAGAUGAAUGCCUUUCCUGGGCCACUGCACACUGACCCCUCAGCAGGGCAGGCUGCCUCAGGGCCACCCAGCCUCUGAGGUAGCCAGUGGUGAGGGGGUCUGUGGCAGGGAGGGCCUUGGGGAGAGUGGUGGUCCCACUGAUCCACCUCUUCAUUAAAGGAUAACACAUUA
Sus scrofa (pig) is the source of this 7238-nucleotide messenger RNA. RefSeq names its product plexin B1 (gene PLXNB1). NCBI's taxonomy places the organism in Eukaryota, Metazoa, Chordata, Mammalia, Artiodactyla, Suidae. Gene Ontology annotation, biological process: regulation of GTPase activity; positive regulation of axonogenesis; negative regulation of cell adhesion. Gene Ontology annotation, cellular component: plasma membrane; semaphorin receptor complex. Gene Ontology annotation, molecular function: protein binding; semaphorin receptor activity. The record is from RefSeq and is a predicted model, not a curated record.